This is a messenger RNA of Caenorhabditis auriculariae, 6367 nucleotides long. The record is from the annotation of a GenBank genome assembly. NCBI's taxonomy places the organism in Eukaryota, Metazoa, Nematoda, Chromadorea, Rhabditida, Rhabditidae.
AUGCCGGAGUUGCCUUUGCAAUCGCUCUCAGCGAAGCUUUAUGUCGGGCUGGCGAUCUCACUAUUUCUGGCGACAUUUGGAGUGUUUGGCGUGUUGAUCCUGACGUUUAGUUUAGUCUUCUUCGCCCUUGGGUUAGUUUCAAUGAAACUUGUAUUUGAUAAAUUCAUAUAAUACGUUUAGUUUUUGUUAUAUAACUUAUCAUCGAGCCAAGGAGAAAGCAAAUGAACUUCACGGCGACUUCAAAGAUUUACUGUCUUCUGAGAAAUUCUCACGAGGAAUUCCUCAUUUGCUCAUUAACAAAGAUCGGAGGAAAGAGUUGGGUCAAUUCUCAGAGGUCCAUUCAAUGUCAAGCUCUCCAGCAAUGGACAAAGUCUUGGAAGACGUGAGCUUGGAGUUUCGACUGAAGUUAAUGACAAUAUCUCAGAUUCUGGGGUUCGUGAUGCGGGACUACGUCGAGUCAUGGUACCAUAACCUCACGGAAGAUCGGGUCUUCGAACAAAGUUUGAAAAGAACGACAAGGAGAUCAUUAGCCUCGUUAACUCAUUGGUUUAUGGUCAAACUCAAAUGACGAACCAAAGCGAAUUUAGCAUGAAACAAGUGGACUGGGUGAGAUUUUUCACUCGCGACGUCGUUGACGACUUCGCUUCUCAUUUGAGAUUGUUCAGAAAAGCAAGUGAGAGAAGUGUAUUUUUCCAAAAAAAUGGUGUGUUUUGCAAUUUUUUCGAAUAAAUUUGAAAGUGCUCCAGCAAAUGUGAAAGGAGACUGUCCUGAAGACCUACUCAGUCAUUUUUUUGAUUUCGAACUUGAAAUGGAGAAAACGUUGUGUAGGGAUUUGCUGUCGACCACGCCGCAUUACGAGAACGGUUAGUGUUAUUUCAGUUAAUUUCUUGUCAGGCUAUAAAAAGGGAAAAGUUUUGGCUAAGUGUGACAUACUUUUUUUUCAGCCUACCUCCACGAUCUAGUUGAUAUUGUGCUGUACCUCAUCAUGCCGCCAGAAGAUUUUCGAUGUCGACCGCUGAGAUUUCUUCUUCGCGAAGUUAUAGGUAGGAUUUUUUUUCUCUUGAAAACUCCAAUUAUGUUUUUGAACUUGAAGUGAAGAAAGUGAUUGUGCCAACUCUCGACUAUCUUUCUGAUCCAAACGAAAUAUUUCAACUUUUAACUUGGCUGGUUGGUUUUGUUUUUGUUUUUUUUUUCUAUCACUAUAAAAAUAUCUUCGCGAAAAGUUAUGAAAAAAGAUUAUUCGUCACUUUUCUUGUUCAAAGAACGUGGAAAAUUUAAAAUGGUUGCGAAAAUCUUUGGUGGGAUUUUUAAAGGUGCAGAGGUCUUGCAUCACCUGAAAUAUCAUUGAAAACGAGACAUCAACUUCAAAAAAUUCGGCUGUGAUCCUGCAAAAGCGAAGCUGUAUCUUCUAAUUCAUAACACAAAGCUCCAGUCCAAUCCGAAUUAUUUUUUAGCUGAGUGAAGUCGAGCCAAGACCGGAAGAUUUCAUCGCUUGCAUUGAAAACAGUGAGAGUAUCGAAGAAUUAGACGCCUUGUAUGCUGCGAUUGCUGAAGAGAAAUUGGUCAUGAGGGGCAAAGAUUCCGGUGGAGAACAAGGUUUCUUCAAUUUUACUUUAAUAAAAAUAUAUAACUGAUUUAUAAUAGAAAUUUCAAGAUUUUCGAGGCUCCGAACCUUUUGUUUCUUUUUCAUUAGAACAAAGCGUGAAACUACCAUGAGAUAAAUUCUGUCAUUUGAUUUCCAUGAUAACUAUAAUCCUGUUGCAGAUGGUUUCGUUAAACAACAGUUGGCAAGUCUGCAAUUUGUAGAAAAUGCAAUCAAAAGGAAAGUUGCUCUUCUGAGCAGUGGGAACAAGGAGAAAGGACUCAGUUUGGUUGGUUCAUUUUCGCGUAUUUUUCCAUCCAAUCUUCAAAAUUUUCUUCUUCUCAAAAGCUAUUUUACAAGUCAAGAUGCAGUUUUUAUUCAAUGUUCUCUAUUUUCCUCAGGAUUCCAACGGCUCGAUGGAUAACGAACUUGUUCAACUUCCGAUUCACGUUGUUCUGACGAAUACCAUCGCCGUUUCUUAUUUCAUCGAUUUUUUGAAGUCUGUCGGAGGCCAAAACUACAUCGAUUGCUACUUGGCCAUCGAGGCAAGAUAAUAUUUUUCAAAACUCCGAGAAUAUUAAAAUGGUUACUGUGCGAACUUAGAAAAGCCCAAUUUUUCCUUAGCAUUGAUAUAUUAUUUUUCAACUUAUUCAUAGGAUUCUUUUAUAAUAUUUCGAAUUUCGGCAUACGUCUGCGGUGACAGUUAGAAUCAUUUUCUAUCAUCUAGGGCUUCAAAGUGUCUGUGGAACAUCAAAUGAGGUCGUUGGCAAGCGGAGAGUUGUUGGAUCGCGACGCCUACGAAACCAUCAAGGAAGCCGCUCAGUUCAUGCAUCAACAGUACCUCUCACAGGAGGUAUCGUGCUUCAGUAUCAACUCCGCGGAAUGGUUUCAAUUUUCAAGAAUCAUCGAGCACAAUUCUGAAAUUUUUGGUACCUGAAACAUGAAGUUAGGACACCUAUGAAAGUUCUCGCUUGAUAUUUCUCUAAUGCUAUAAAAACUCUGUGGAUCUUUUAUUUGAGAAACUUAUAAAAAAAAAUAGCGGAAUCCGAUUUUAAAUGUACUUUCGAGAAGACAUUUUUUUUCUCCCUUCUGUCCAAUCUUUGAACUCUUUUCAUGAAUAUCAUUUUUUCAAUUACCGGCGGAAAAAGGAGGGUUUCAGGCCAUCACACGCGUUCCUCUGGAAGAUUCGCUCAUUUCAAAGUUUCUAUCUAAACUGAAGAAUGACGAGCCGUCGGAUACGUGGUUCGAAGCGAUUCAGGAAAAAGUAGAACUGGAAAAAAUCUCAGAGUGAGACUUGAAUUUUUUAAGAUUGUUGACGUUCUCAACACUGAUGACCAUUUCUACCCUUCAUUCAAACUUUCCACUUUGUACGUAAAAAUGCUCGAAGAACUCGGAAUCGUGGAUGAUGUGAGCUUUUAAAGGAAAGUUUUCACGAAACUUGAGUUUUCUCAGGAAAGAUGCGAUACGCCGGUUUCGGAGAACGGAUCUGUCGCUUCGGGGUCUUCCUACAACGAGAACUCGAACUCUUCAGUCAAAUCUGUGGGUUUUUGGGAAAAAGAUUGAAAAAUAAAUUUAAUUUAUCUUUUGAAUAACGACGCGAGUCACAAAAAAAAAUUGUUGAAUUUUCUUAAGGCGGUUCUUUUUUGAAAAAUUAUUUUUGCUAUAGCCCUGAAGGUAUCUUUAAAAAAACUUAAUAAAAAAAGGAAGAUUAAAAUUGUUUUUUUCUUGGAUUGUUAAUAGGAGCUUUUUUGUGUGGAUUUUCUGGUUUUCGAAACUCCAAGAACUUUAAUUAAUAAACUAAAUAACUUCAAAAAUACUUUAGAACCCGAAAUCAGAAGAAAUCUUAAAUGAUGGAGAGCCGGUGAUUAACGUCGUUGUGGAAACGCUCGGGAUCGGUCAGCAGGUGAAUAAAUUCUGGAAAUAUGUAUGAAUCUGGUUGAAAGUUAAGAAGGAAACCCUCUUUUAAGAGGUUUUCCAGUCAAACAUUUCAAUUGAAAUAAUCUAUCCUAGGGGAAACAAUCGUUCGCAUUGUACAAUGUGAGGGUCAGUCGAUCGCAAAACGGGAAGAAAGUCAGUGGAUGGAACGUCUUGCGGAGGUACAGCGACUUCCACACGUUGCAUUCCGUCGUUAUGCAGAAGGUGGGCUAGGAAAUUUCUUUUUGGAAAUUAAUUUCUCAGAUUUUUGUGGGCUAUAGAGCUAUAGUUCAUUGGAAAUAAAAAUAAUGGUUAACCGGUUGAACAUUGGAAAGAGGCGUGGUCGGAUAAACCAGAAAUGAUUUGGCGCAGCUUACUUGAAGUCAAAGAAGUUGGGAAUGUUGUUGUGAAUGUUGAAUUUUUCUUGAACCUAUUCGGUUUUUUUCCGUGAUUCACUGAUAGCAAAUCGAGCUCAUCUUGAUCUAUUUAUACCUUUCAAUCAAUAACAAGGUUCUCUAGAGAAUCCCAUGAUUGCUGAUGAUUUCAGUUCCCCAAAUUGGCAAGUUUGUCCUUCCCCGGUAAGAAGACGUUCAACAACCUCGACACGCACUUUUUGGAAAAGAGGACCAAGGUUUUCUUUUUUCUUACCUUCCUAUCAUAUUCUACGUUCUGGCAAAUUGUUACACCAAAAUUCAAAUGUAUUGCGUAUCCAGCUUUCAAUUAUUUUCAUCAUUUUCGCCAUUCCAGGCUCUGAAUCAAUACAUGGAGUCAAUACUACAGCCGUCACUUUUGCGUACGAAUCCAGAGCUAGAAAAAUAUGCCUUCGACUUUCUUUCCCAGAAAGAAUAUUCGUUCCGAGAGCCCCUUUCCAAAAAGGUAAUUACUAGGCAUUCGAGCUCAAUAAGAGGUUAUUUUAAGAUUGAUGAGAAAAUGUUACGAUCGUUAUCGAGUUUUGAAAGAAAAAAUGAGGGAAAAAUUAAUUUUACAAACGAAACCAAUAUUUGAUUCCUAAUAUUAAAAAAAAUGUAUGUCACUUCCAUAAAGACUAACCAAGAGUAUGUUAGGAAUUAAGUAAACGUAAAGUAUGAGCAAAAUUUCGAGCAAACUCUUUUUUUUAUAGAGAUUUUGAGUUCUUUCUCCUGAUUUUCUGUCUUUUGACACUUUAAGGUUUUUCACUCAAAAAAGUUUUAUACAGUCUCUACCUAGCAAUAAAAAAUUUUUUUUUGUAUGGUUCUCAAAUGUGUGUUUAGGCUUCGCGUUUUUUUCUUACUUUCCAUUUUUUUUUUUGAAGGUGAUGUCGGCAAUGUUUGACCCAAUUAAAAGCGGAAUGAAGGCCGUGGGAAACACGGUGAUGGCGGUCCCAGCUGAGGUUAGCUCAUUUUUUUUUCUCUUUUUUUUGUGAUAAUUAGUAAAUUAAGCAGCUUUCGAACUUUAUAUUUUUUGUCGCUGCGGGGUUACUGGAAAUAUUCGAUUUUUUGCAGGUUUAUGGCGGAGUGACAAAAGUUGGGGCUGGGAUCAACAACGCGGCCAAGACGAUUAUUGUAAGGAUUUGAAUAGAAUAUUGUCUAUAAUUGAAAAAAAAUUUUUUUACUCGAGAAUCUUUCGAUUUCACAAAGUAAUUCAGUUUUUCAAAAAAAUAGAAAAAAAUUCACUAUUUUUGAUUUGAUUUUUGUGAAUUUAGUAACGAUACAUGUAGAAGAUUGAUUACGUUUUUACCAACUUCGGCCUGAACUUGAAUUGAAUCUGUAAAAUAAAUGAUUUAUGGGUGAUUCUCAAAGUUUUCAUUAUCUGCACUUUUUUUUCAGAAUCCUUUGCAAAACGGCCCGAGACUACCGUCAAUUGAAACGGAUCGUGUAGCCGCUGCUUUGUCCGACACGGUUCGGUUUUACAUCAAUUAUGAAAAAAGGAUUAAUUUAAAGUUCUUAUAAAGUGAAUUCAUAUUCCGCAUUCUCGCUCUCUUGAGCCACUAAUAGGUGAAAACAUGAUUCGAUUAUGUUUUAAGGAAGCAGAAAACAUUCCCCUCCGCGUUUUGGUUCUUUUUGUCGACGAAGUUUUUGGGGUCCGGGCCAGAAACGCUUGGUUUCGACGGCAAAUGGUGCGUUGAAGUGGCGGAAUUUCCGAGAAUGCACUCAAUUCUAGGUGAUGAUGCUGCAACAGUUUGUGACGCCCUUCGGAACUUCCAUAAAUAAAAGGAUUAUCGAUGUUGUCAACUGGCUGACGUCAGAGCAACAAGUCACCAGUUAUCUCAGUGCUUUCAGGUAUCUUCCAAAGAUUUAUACUGAUAUUCAUCGUUUUCUAGAGAUUCAAUGUGGCCGGGGGGAGUUUUAGCUCCAGAAUAUGCACCGAAACCUGCUUCUUUUCAUCAUAGGUUUUUUUUAUAAUGUUGAAUAAUUAGGAUAUUUGAAUUCCAGAUGUCGCGUCUUGGCGAAAACUCUCAUGCUUUCUUCGAUGCCGGACGAAUUGCGCAUUGUUUUGGGCGCCGAGACGAGUUACCAGGUCAAUUUGAGGAAAACAAAAACUAAUUUUGCGAGAGUUUGAAUUUCAUCGAAACUUGGAAAAUAAUGAAAAGUAGCUCAGUUUAUAAAAAGGUUCUGAGACUAGUUAAAAUUUGACUUCAUUUGUUGUUUUAGGCAUAAAAAAGGUGAUAAGAAAAUUGUUCUCGACUGGUUUUUCCUUCUCGAGAAAAGGGACAAUGAUUGACGUUUUCAGGGAAUCAACACGAUCUCCGAAGCUUUCCAGAACAAAUCGCUCAACCGACGCCUUCUCUACGUCCUCUUAGAGCGGCUUUUGACCAACGUUUUCCCUCAAAAUCGCUUUGAAAAGAUUUUCGCCCAACUUCAUUCCAAAUCUCCACGGACCAAAAAGUUUUGA